Molecule: messenger RNA, 1006 nt
Organism: Aspergillus vadensis CBS 113365
Lineage: Eukaryota; Fungi; Ascomycota; Eurotiomycetes; Eurotiales; Aspergillaceae
Product: SDR family NAD(P)-dependent oxidoreductase
Exons: 4
Coding region: 128-958 (276 amino acids)
Molecular function (GO): oxidoreductase activity, acting on the CH-OH group of donors, NAD or NADP as acceptor
Source: RefSeq, a predicted model, not a curated record
GUUGGCCAGAAAUACCAGCACAAGACGAGCACUUGAUCCAGACUAUAAGCUCGCAUUAUCCCUCUGUUCAGUUCAAUUCCUUUCAAAGAAUCCCAAUCGUCCAUCACCAGAAGCAACCAUCAUCACAAUGCCUCUCCCCCAAAUCUUAGUCGGCAAAGUCGCCGCCAUCACAGGCGGUUUAACCGGUAUUGGCAGGGCCAUCGCCCUCGAAUACCUCCGCCACGGCGCAAAAGUAGCCGUAAACCACCUCGGCGGGCCCAAAGAAGCGCCCCUCAUCGAAGCAAUGCGCAACGACGUAUCUGAGAUUAUCCGAUCCGACAGCAACAGCGACAGCGACAGCGAGCAGAGCAGCAGAUUUAUCCUAGUCGCAGGGGACAUAACACAGCCCGAGACGGGGCGGGAUUUCGUAUCCAAAGCCGUGGAAGCCUUUGGCCGACUCGACGUGUUUGUGAGUAAUGCGGGAGUGUGCAAGUUUGAGGAGUUUCUCGAAGUCGACCCCCCACUCCUCGGCCACACAAUCAACACCAACCUAAGCGGCGCAUUCUGGGCAACACAAGCAGCAGCACGACAAAUGGCACUGGCUCAAUCACCCCCGGGGGGUUCCAUUAUCGGGAUUAGUUCUAUCUCUGCGCUUGUUGGGGGUGGGCAGCAGACGCAUUAUACGCCUACGAAGGCGGGCGUGCUUAGUCUUAUGCAGUCGUGUGCGGUUGCGCUGGGCAAGUACGGUAUCAGAUGUAAUGCGCUGCUGCCGGGGACGAUCCGGACUCAGUUGAAUGAUGAGGAUAUGAGUGAUCCGGUGAAGAGGUCGUAUAUGGAGGGGAGGAUUCCGUUGGGGAGGUUGGGUCAGCCGCCGGAUUUGGCGGGGCCGGCGGUAUUUUUGGCUUGUGAGGAGUUGAGUGGUUAUGUGACUGGAGCGCAGAUACUGGUGGAUGGGGGGGCUUUUGUGAAUCUUCAGUAGAUGAUGAUAUGAUCUGAUGAUGUUAUCUUUAUUGUGGAUUACUUGCUC